Messenger RNA from Trichophyton rubrum CBS 118892, 3509 nucleotides. RefSeq names its product 6-phosphofructokinase. The record is from RefSeq and is a predicted model, not a curated record. Gene Ontology annotation, biological process: fructose 6-phosphate metabolic process; fructose 1,6-bisphosphate metabolic process; canonical glycolysis. The transcript is spliced from 3 exons. Gene Ontology annotation, cellular component: 6-phosphofructokinase complex; cytoplasm; mitochondrion. NCBI's taxonomy places the organism in Eukaryota, Fungi, Ascomycota, Eurotiomycetes, Onygenales, Arthrodermataceae. The coding region runs from base 760 to 3096 and encodes 778 amino acids. Gene Ontology annotation, molecular function: AMP binding; monosaccharide binding; identical protein binding.
GGUGUAUCCCCCGAUUGAUCUGACAAAAAAACCACGGAGAAAGUCAAUCGCGCCCAAUUCCCCUGUCAUUCAAACCGUUCCAUCACCAUAUAUCCCCUAGUCCUCUCUUCUCUUCGCUUCCCUUCUUCCCUUCCAACGUUGUUGGCUUUGUCUUUCUUCCCGUCAACUGGUCGAUGGUCGCAGCUUUAGGUGCACUUUUAAUAUUAAUUAGGUAAGCGUCCAAAUAUUACAUAAUACGCGUUGAAUAGUUCAUCCUUUCCGGUCCCAGAAUGGACUAGCGUUGCUUAUUAAUCACAUCAUGUACCAAGGAAGUCCCGAAGUUUAAUUCUCCCACCAAAAACACGUGACAAACUCAAAUUUCAUGACUUUCAAGCUACUUUUCGCGAUGACGAUGAAGCUGAAGACAUAAAAAGCGACAUGACGAUGCGGAGAUGAGAAGACAAGCAGGCUGAGAAGAGUCUGACAGUGGUCAGUGAUGGUUUUUCUUUCCUCCUUUGUCUCCAUGACUUCUUAUCUUCGGCGGCUGGUAAGCUUCCGACUUGGCCGCAGCCGACGUUGAGUGCAGCAGGAAAUUCCCUCCCACCAAGAAAAACAAACUAUAUAAAGAUAAGAGCUUCAUCACCUGGAGGCACAUCACGGCUGCCCGGUUAGUCUCGAAGAGCACCUGAGCCCCAACUGAAUAAUCGGAGGACGACAUUACAUACCCUAAGACCGUGAUCUUUACAGUGACACACACCGCCCGCUGAACAAGAGACCAAGAUGGCUGCCCCUACGCCAGUGGCAGCUCCGGCUAAGCAGCGCCGCAUCGCCGUUCUAACUAGUGGGGGGGAUGCGCCUGGAAUGAACGGGGCCGUGAGAGCCGUUAUCCGCAUGUCGAUUCACUGUGGUUGCGAGGCCUACGCUGUUCACGAAGGGUACGAUGGUCUGGUGCAGGGAGGGGACUACUUUAGGCAAAUGUUCUGGGAGGACGUCCGGGGAUGGCUGUCUCGUGGAGGAACAUUGAUCGGGUCUGCAAGGUGCAAGGCCUUCAGAGAGCGUGAGGGGAGGCUAAAAGCCGCUAAGAAUAUGGUUAUUCGUGGGAUUGAUGCCCUUAUUGUGUGUGGCGGUGAUGGCUCGCUGACUGGAGCUGAUAUCUUUCGCUCCGAGUGGCCCGGUCUACUGGAAGAGCUGGUGAAGAAUGGAGAGCUCAGCUCAAAACAGAUUGAGCCCUUCAAGUCGUUGAAUAUUGUUGGGCUGGUGGGCUCUAUUGAUAAUGAUAUGUCCCUAACGGAUGCUACCAUUGGCUGUUACUCGUCCCUGCACCGGAUUUGUGAGGCUGUGGACGAGGUUUUCGAUACGGCCUCUUCCCACCAGCGGGGUUUCGUUAUAGAGGUCAUGGGUAGGCAUUGUGGAUGGUUGGCAUUAAUGUCUGCCAUCAGUACCGGAGCAGAUUGGCUAUUUAUUCCCGAGAUGCCUCCCCGAGACGGCUGGGAGGAUGAUAUGUGUGAUAUCAUCACUCAGAACCGACGAAGAGGUAAACGACGAACUAUUGUUAUCAUUGCUGAGGGUGCCCAGGACAGUCACCUUGAAAAGAUCACGUCCAAUAAGGUCAAAGAUAUUCUCAGUGAUCGGCUGCAGCUCGACACUCGAGUCACUGUUCUAGGGCAUACACAACGAGGGGGCGCAGCCUGUGCCUAUGACCGAUGGCUGGCCACACUCCAGGGCAUUGAAGCUGUCAAGGCUGUCCUGGAAGCCAAGCCAGGUUCCCCUUCGCCAAUCAUCACUAUACGAGAGAACAAGAUCGAAAGGACCUCCUUAGUAGAGGCUGUAAGGGUUACGAAAAGUGUCUCCGAGGCCAUAGCGAAGAAAGACUUUGCUACUGCCAUGGCACUGCGUGACUCUGAAUUCAUGGCUCUCCACAGAGCAUAUAUCAACACUACCACACCACACCAUCCAAAACUACUCCUUCCGGAAGCGAAGAGAAUGCGUAUUGCUAUUAUUCAUGUCGGAGCUCCAGCUGGUGGAAUGAACCCAGCUACUCGAGGUGCCGUAGCGUACUGUCUGGCUCGCGGCCACACCCCCAUUGGAAUCUACAAUGGCUUCCCAGGUCUCUGUAGGCAUCAUGACGAUAAACCUCUGGGCUCUGUGAGAGAGGUCAAAUGGCUCGAGUCUGACUCGUGGGUCAACGAGGGUGGCUCUGAAAUUGGUACUAACCGUGGCCUCCCAUCAGAGGAUAUGGAGACCACUGCAAAAUGCUUUGAGCUCUAUAAAUUUGAUGCCUUAUUUGUCAUCGGCGGCUUUGAAGCAUUCACUGCUGUAAGCCAAUUGCGAAAAGCAAGAAAGGACUAUGAUGCCUUCAAGAUCCCGAUGAUCCAGCUACCUGCUACUAUCUCCAACAACGUUCCUGGAACAGAAUACUCCCUGGGAAGUGAUACUUGUCUCAACACCCUGGUUAACUUUUGCGAUGUCAUUAGGCAGUCAGCUUCCUCCUCUCGACGUCGAGUGUUUGUUAUUGAGACGCAAGGAGGACGAUCUGGUUACAUUGCCACCAUCGCUGGGUUGUCCGUCGGCGCAUACGCAGUGUAUAUCCCUGAAGAGGGUAUCAGUAUCAAGAUGCUUGCCAACGACAUCGAGAAUCUACGAAAAAGCUUUGCUACCGAUCGCGGUGCCAACCACGCCGGCAAGAUCAUCCUACGCAACGAGCGUGCCUCCGCCACAUACACCACCCAAGUGAUAGCCGACAUGAUCAAGGAAGAGGCUAAGGGACGAUUCGAAUCCCGCUCCGCUGUCCCAGGUCACUUCCAGCAAGGCGGAAAGCCCUCUCCCAUGGACCGUAUCCGCGCCCUUCGCAUGUCUCUUAAAUGCAUCCAACAUUUUGAAGAGUAUGCUGGCAAGAGCCCGGACGAGAUCGUAGCAGACGACAUGUCUACUGUCGUCAUUGGCAUUCGAGGUAGCGAGGUGGUCUUCAGUCCGCUUGGUGGUAAGGACGGGCUGGAAGCGACUGACACUGACUGGGAGCACCGGCGGCCCAAGAACGAGUUCUGGCUCAAAUUCCGGGAGAUGGUCGAUACUCUGAGCGGCCGACCUGACGGCCACCACAAGACGGACGAUGCAUGAGACUGGACUGAAUGACUCUUUUUCCUUUUCGUCUCUUCCUCUUCUUUCCUUCUCCUGUAGCAAGUUCAAAAUGUCAACUCUCGAAUAUAUGUUCACGUUAAGAAGCCAAGGACAUGGUGAUAUCAUCUCUCGUAACCCUAGCUGCGAUCUGCGCGCCAAUCGGCUCAGUUCCUAGCGAAUCCACCAUGUAAACUCGUCGCUAGUGGAAUAAAUAUCUGAACGAAGUCUUCUCGUCCGUUCUGACAUCGAACACGACACAGACAAGACUGCUGAUGCCGAUAACGGCUUAUGCUGAUCUGUGACACCGUCGCUAGAUGACAGUGGGAUGACGUUGAUUUGGCAGCUUUUAACGGUAAAAGCCAUCAAAAACGAUGCAUAGGUAUAACCAUCUCGGGUUUACCGUUCAUUCUGUG